Messenger RNA from Nothobranchius furzeri (turquoise killifish), 1889 nucleotides. RefSeq names its product bile salt-activated lipase. Gene Ontology annotation, molecular function: retinyl-palmitate esterase activity; triacylglycerol lipase activity; sterol ester esterase activity. Gene Ontology annotation, biological process: ceramide catabolic process; pancreatic juice secretion. The record is from RefSeq and is a predicted model, not a curated record. NCBI's taxonomy places the organism in Eukaryota, Metazoa, Chordata, Actinopteri, Cyprinodontiformes, Nothobranchiidae.
CAGAAGGUUCUGCAGCACACACAGAAGGUUCUGCAGCACACACAGAAGGUUCUGCAGCACACAGAAGGUUCUGCAGCACACACAGAAGGUUCUGCAGCACACACGGAGGAUGCUGCUGGUUCUGUUAUGCUUUUGGCUGAACUCAGCUUAUGCUGCGAAGUUGGGUGUGGUCCAGACAGAGGGUGGUCUGGUUGAGGGGAGGAGCUUCAGUACAGGUCUUUUCAGGACGGUGGAAGUCUUUAAAGGUGUCCCCUUCGCCGACGUUCCUGGAAUGUGGGAAAAACCAAAACCUCAUCGUGGAUGGGACGGAAUCCUAAAGGCCACCAAGUACCGAGAUCGGUGCCUGCAGGUGACGCUGCUGCAGACGAAGACCCGGGGCAGUGCGGACUGUCUUUACCUGAACAUCUUUGUUCCACAUGGACUCUCAGUGUCCUCCAACCUGCCGGUGAUGGUGUACCUGUUCGGAGGAGCCUUUCUGUUGGGGGCAUCCAACGAUUUGGCGAUUCUUGGAGACUCCCUUUACGAUGGGAAGGAGAUGGCUGAUAGGGGUGAUGUGAUUGUUGUCACGGUAAACUACAGAGUCGGUACUCUUGGUUUCCUCAGCAGCGGAGACGCACGCCUCCCAGGUAACUACGGUCUGUGGGACCAGCAUGCUGCCAUCUCAUGGGUCCGCAGGAACAUCAGAAAGUUCGGAGGAAACCCAGACAACAUCACAAUUUUUGGCCAAUCAGCUGGAGCUGCCAGCGUCAGCUUCCAGAUGCUUUCCCCCUACAGCAAAGGUCUGUUCCGCAGAGCCAUCACUCAGGGGGGUGUGGCGCUCAGUCCCUGGGCCCUGCAGACCAAUCCCAUGGCUCUCACCAAGAAGAUAGCUCGGAAGGUUGGAUGUUGGAGAUCUGACGAAGAUGAGAUGUUGUCUUGCCUGAAGGUGAGCGACCCAGUUGGACUGACCAUGGCGGGAAAAAUUGACAUCAUGCUUCUUUUGGGAAAAGGUGUAGUCAUGGACCUGUUGGAACUUGCUCCAGUGGUCGAUGGGGACUUCCUCCCCGAUGAGCCCAUGAAGCUGUUUCCGAACGCAGCCCAGUUCGACUACCUGGCUGGCGUCAACAGCAUGGACGGACACAUUUUUGCUGGAGUCGAUGUUCCAUCCAUCAACAGCGAAAAGGCCAACACCACAGAGGAACAGGUCAAAGGUCUUCUGGGUGGUUUGACUAAAGAGAAAGGGAAUGCGGCCGUGGCCUCAGCCUUCAGUGUUUACUCCGUCCACUGGGGUUCGGUUCCACAACCAGACGUGGUGAAGAAGACUGUGGCAGACAUCGAGACAGACUUCCUUUUCUUGGUCCCGACCCAGAUCGCCCUGCAGCUCCACGCCAACAACACCAAUGCCUGCCGUACCUACUCCUAUCUGUUUAACAUGAAGACCCGGAUACCUGGGUUCCCUCGCUGGGUGGAGGCGGAGCAUGCUGAGGACCUGCAGUACCUGUUUGGUAAACCUCUCUCCACCCCGCUGGUCUACUUCCCCAGGCACAGAGACUUGUCCCGUUACAUGAUCGCAUACUGGACCAACUUCGCCAAGACCGGUGAUCCCAGCAAAGGGAACAGCAAGGUCCCGGUUCCCUGGCCCCCCUUCACCAGAAACCACCAGCCGUACCUGAUAAUCAACCACCAGAUGAACAAGUACUCAGUCAGCUAUGACCUGAGAUCCUAUUAUGUGGACUACUGGACCAGAACCUACAGCCAGAUGUCUGCAGCCCAUACCUCAGAGGAACCGCAGAAACUAACUCCUGGAGGCAUGGAGGAUGGAAACGAGUCCCUUGAUUAGUAAAAAGUGAAGUUUUCCUUCAUUUCAGCAUGAAACUUGAAAUAAAACUUUGGUUUUUUGAUAAAGGAGA